CGUGAGAAUGAUCGUCAUCCCGAACGUGGGUUCCGACGUCCCGACCCCGGCAGAGAGGCGCUGGCCGAGGCGUUUGGGCUGGGCUCUCCUCCUGACCCUCUCUGUGCUCAUCUACGGGUCCCACGCGCCCCUCAUCGCCCUGUCCAAAGUGGACGGGCGCGUCCCGUUCAGCUCCUCGUCCUGCGUGCUUCUGAUCGAGAUGGCCAAGCUGCUGGCCUCCCUGGCCGCCGUGCUGGCGUCCCGGGGGUCGGGCGGGCCCGCGCUGGCGUCCGCGUCCUGGGCGCAGGCCGUCCCGUACGCCCUCCCCGCCCUGCUCUACGCCCUGAACAACAACCUGGCGGUGCUGAUGCAGGCGCACAUGGACCCCGGCAGCUUCCAGGUGCUGGGGAACCUGAAGAUCGGCUGCACCGCGCUGCUCUACCGCGGCUGCCUGGGCAGGAGGCUGAGGCCUCGCCAGUGGCUGGCCCUGUCGCUGCUCACGGGGGCCGGGGUGUGCCACAGCUACGCCAGCCUGGAGCCGGGGGCCCGGGGGGCGGGCGGUGGGGGGGAGCCGGGGGCACGGGAGGCGGACGAGGGAGGCCCGGACCCCGCCAGGCGCCUCCACGUCUCCUCCUGGGGCCUCCUCCUGGUGCUCUCCUACUGCGCGAUCUCGGGGCUGGCCGCCGUCUACACCGAGCUCACCCUGAAGGCCCAGCGGCUGCCGCUCAGCCUGCAGAACCUCUUCCUGUACGUCUUCGGCGUGGCGGUGAACGGGACGGCGCACCUGGCCGGCGCCGGGGGCGGCCGCGGCUUCCUGGAGGGCUACUCGGCGACGGUGUGGGCCAUCGUGGCGGGGCAGGCGGCCAACGGGCUCCUGAUGUCGGCGGUGAUGAAGCACGGGAGCAGCAUCACGCGGCUGUUCGUCAUCUCCUGCUCCAUGCUGGUCAACGCCGCCCUCUCCUGGCUGCUGCUGGGACUGCAGCUCACGCCCGCCUUCCUGCUGGCGGUGCUGAUGAUCGCGCUGGCCGCUCACCUGUACUACGGAACGUAGCCCCGCCCGCCGUCCUAGCUGUCGGGAGUACGUUCGAGCACAGGAUGGUGAAACUUUCUCACGUUCCUUUUUUUUUUUUUGCGCCAAAUAAAGUUACUGUGGAUUCAUUCGCUCUUUUUUUGACUUGAGUGGUUUGUUUUUGUUGCUUCAUUUUCAUUAGAAGUGCAAUGUAAGGAGUUUCACGGAGAACUGAUGUAAAUAAAGCCAUUGUUUGGGGUAUUUUGGCUGCCACAUUUCCACAGGGUAUUUGCCUGACAGUGUUGAGUAUUUCAGAAAUGGUGAGACUCCUACUCUUUCGUUGCUGUUGUUUUUUUCACCAAGUGGUGUUUGGUGCUCUGAGCUGUUAAACCAAGGGGUGUCCAAUCUUAUCCGAAAAGGGCUGGUGUGGGUGCAGGUUUUUGCCCAGCACUAAGACAACUGAUUCUACUUAAGGAGGUCUUGAUUAAAGACCACGAUUAGUUAGUUUCAGGUUUGAUAGCGCUGGGCUGAAGCAAACGCACCCACACUCGCCCUUUUCGGAUAAGACUGUUCACCCCUGUGUUAAACCUACCCGGCAGCUGUCAGGAGUUGUACUGGAACCUUCGUUCUUUACUGAAAACACACACUUCUGCCUCUUGCUUUUUUGUUUGUUUUCCUGUAGUUUACAUUUGCUUUUUUUUUUUUUUUUUGCAUGGCUUUAAGGAAAAUCUGACUGAAGUGUUUACUUUUCUGCGGACAUAUAUCUGUUUUUGUUUUUUUUUUGUUUUUUAUUGUUGUGGAAAGUAUAUAGAUGUUUUAUCGUUUAACACGUAUACAUUUCCCCAUUUCGCAAGCAGGUGCUGAGAAGUGUAUUGAUGCUUUAAGUGAAUAAAUAAACAAUGGUACAUUAAAAAUAAACGCUAUAUAUUUAUGUAUUGGAAUAAUGGAGUCAAAUGAAAGUCAAAGGACAAUAAAGCUCUAUUGAAUAAAA
Molecule: messenger RNA, 1979 nt
Organism: Anguilla rostrata (American eel)
Lineage: Eukaryota; Metazoa; Chordata; Actinopteri; Anguilliformes; Anguillidae
Gene: slc35a4
Product: solute carrier family 35 member A4
Exons: 1
Coding region: 8-1030 (340 amino acids)
Biological process (GO): pyrimidine nucleotide-sugar transmembrane transport
Cellular component (GO): Golgi membrane
Molecular function (GO): pyrimidine nucleotide-sugar transmembrane transporter activity
Source: RefSeq, a predicted model, not a curated record